This is a messenger RNA of Aphanomyces invadans, 1740 nucleotides long. RefSeq lists its product as hypothetical. Lineage: Eukaryota; Oomycota; Saprolegniomycetes; Saprolegniales; Verrucalvaceae. The transcript is spliced from 5 exons. The record is from RefSeq and is a predicted model, not a curated record. The coding region runs from base 25 to 1740 and encodes 571 amino acids.
CGCCGCGUGAAACCGCCUUCCUUCAUGGCGGACGGCGGUGGCGGGCCGGCAUAUGUGUUUCACAUGGAAGAUGCCGAUGCCGGCGACGACGACGGUGGCGAUGACGAUGGCGGCGACAUUGCCGGACUUCUCAGCCAAGCUGGAGCCAUCACGGACAGCGCGAUUGCAAGUGGCAUCUUGGUCCCGGACCAUCCAUGUGCCACAGACAACGUUGCAGGCAGCACACACCAACCAACAGCGGAACUAUGUGCUGGCAGCGUCGCCGACACUGCAACGACAGAUCGUUUGAUUCACGACCACGCGGCAUCUCGCCCACAAGACGUUUUGCCGAACGUAGGAAAUCCCGACGCUCCUGAACUUGCCGUGGCGAUGUUGUCCAUGCCAACGGCGGCUUCAGGGGUUGACCUCUCCGCCUUCACUGGAGAUGAUCGACCUCAGCAUGAGAUACCCACGCCUCUCGUUAGCCACCCGUCAAGCUCACCUCGUCCACAAUCGGCACCUCAAACGGUUGGAGACGUUCCCAGCCCACAUAAAGCUGCACCACUCGCCACACAACACGACAUGCCCAACAAUCUCUGCGAGCCAUCCAGCGCGGGUGCGGCGUCCCCGCCGAUACUCUCGGGAGUCGCGAUAUCCGCUUCCGCUCUGCUCCCCACGUCACCGCUGCAUGGCCCUGAGCCCCCUCCGCCAGUUCACGGGCGCUCGCCGCAUCACCGUCGUCGCCGGGACUCGGGCAUCCACACUGUUUGCCCGUCGCGCACUUUUACAGAUACCGCGCAGUGCAAAAUCGCUUACGUCACUGCCCUCCGGCACUUGGCGAAAACGAAAAUGCCCUCGACGGCCAUGGAGCAACCUCCCAUUUCGUCUGCACCUCCAUCCAUCAUUCUCUCGCAUUGGACUGUGGACUCAGCCGUGGAUCACUUGGUCAAGCUAGCUCAUGACGCCUCCAUCGCGCCUCCUUGCACUCCAUCUGCCAACGCCCCCAUAGUCGAUACUGCUGUCGAGAAACUUGCCAAACCCAAGCCCCGCCACUCGCCCAAACUCGGCGCAUAUGCCACGGUCGAAGACGCCCGGGAGUGUCGCUUUCGGCCAAAGAAGACCCGCGCCAGCGUCCGUGCGAUGAAAAACCCAGCUUGCGGGUACGAUUUCGUGACGCGGACGGCCGAGACCGACAGCGCGAACGACUUUAUCGGGCGCAUGGACGCCGCUGAGCAGAAUCGGCAAAAGCGCUUGGAGUUGAUUCGAGGCGAAGAAGCGUACAAUGUCCGGCAGAACAAGCGGCAGUGCCCCAAGUGUGGCAUGGUGCAGUCGUUUGCCGAGUGGCGCGACAAGAAGAAGCGGUGCACGUUUUGUGGAGUCACGUUUGUCCUGCCCAAGGUAUGGAGUGACGUGAGCGACACGUUUCUCGAGCGGAUGGAGGAGUGGGGCCGGCACCACGAAGCCAACCAGGUCAAGAUACGACAGGCAGUGACGCUCUUGGAGAGGACCCGUGGCACCGUGGCCAAGAGUUCGCGCCAAAAGUUUCUCGAGAAACGACUGGCGUCUCGGCAGCACACGGACGACCCGCUUGCUUUCAUCCACGACUUCCUUACGCAAACGCGAAAGCAGCUGCCUGCACGAAGCGGCCAGCGCCGGAUCCAAGUACCACCAAAUUUUCCAGAGCGACUCAUGCAGGCCAUUGCCGCGAUGGCAGCGGCGCAACCACCCGCUCUUCCCGACAACUCGCGCCACGCUAUUUAA